AUGAUAGGAGGAGUGCAUUCGUUGGAGCAAAACAUAAAGGAUCGUCAAAGCAGAGGAGUGCAUUCAGUGGAGCAAAACAGUCAAGGCACCGAGGAUUCAAACUUUGGUGAAGACACUCAAGCCAGUCGUAAAGAAAGAAGGACGUGGACUCCAACAGACGAUGUUGUGCUCAUCAGCUCGUGGUUAAACACGAGCAAAGAUGCAGUAGUAGGAAAUGAGCAAAAGUUUCUUGCAUUCUGGAAAGAUUUGUUGCGUACUACAAUGCUAGUCCUAAGCUUGCUGGCUGUGAAAAGAGAGAGGCAUCUCACUUUUUGUGGAGCAUAUGAAGCUACGACCAGAGAGAAAAGCAGUGGUCAAAACGAGAAUGAUGUUCUCAAACUAGCCCAUGGAAUCUUCUUCACCAACCAUAAAAAAAAGUUUACCCUUGAGCAUGCUUGGAAAGAGUUGCGUAAUCACCAGAAGUGGUGUGAGCUAUCUACGGGUAAAAAUGAUGGAAGCUCCAGAAAGAGGAAGUGUGGGGAUAUUUCACAUUCAGCAAGCUCUAAAGCAACUGAAGCAGAUUAUGCUGACGAUGAUGAAGUAACAAAUCGUCCCAUGGGUGUUAAGGCAGCAAAGGCUCGUUCUAAGAAGACAAUGGUUGAUGGGAAGGAGCUGUCUGAGUUUCAGACAAUGUGGAGCAUCAAGAAGCAAGAUUUGGCUUUGAAAGAAAGGAUGUCUAAGAUGAAGGUACUUGACAGUCUCAUUGCUAAACAAGGACCACUAGCGGAUUAUGAAGAAGCUUUGAAGAAGAAACUCAUCCAUGAAUUGAUGUCUAACUAG
Brassica oleracea var. oleracea is the source of this 819-nucleotide messenger RNA. RefSeq names its product glutathione S-transferase T3-like. The record is from RefSeq and is a predicted model, not a curated record. Lineage: Eukaryota; Viridiplantae; Streptophyta; Magnoliopsida; Brassicales; Brassicaceae. The transcript is spliced from 4 exons. Bases 1 to 819 code for a protein of 272 amino acids.